Messenger RNA from Podospora anserina S mat+, 1002 nucleotides. RefSeq lists its product as uncharacterized. Lineage: Eukaryota; Fungi; Ascomycota; Sordariomycetes; Sordariales; Podosporaceae. The record is from RefSeq and is a predicted model, not a curated record. Bases 1 to 1002 code for a protein of 333 amino acids. The transcript has 3 exons.
AUGCCUUCCUCCAGCUCCAAAUCCUCCAAGCCCAAGCCCUCCGAGGUUGCGUCGGAGACAAAAAAGUACUACACACCCUUGAUCAAACACGAAUACGCAAACCGAUGGCAGACCUGUUCCUACAUCUGCCGUCAGCCUCUGAUAGAUAUCCAGUUCGAAGACAGGCCCCCUAGUGUGACACCCCCCGUCUUUUACGUGUCCACGGGUGACCCGGUUGACAUGACGAUCAACUGGCAGAUCCAAUCGGGGACUUCUAUCCCCUUCAUUUGCGCGGCAAACGACAGGCGUCCCGGCGGCGACUGGGAGACCGGGGCGGUUGGCUACGAGGAACGCCUCUGCCGGCGAAGCACCCUUGCAGCGGCCUUGGCUACCCCAGGGCAGGGUUCUGACCUCAACGACCACUAUCCCAUCCCCAUCUGUGCCGGGAUCAUGUCUCAGGAUGUUGUCGUCUUCCGAGGGCCCCACGAUAAGUACGAGAAGCUCCCGCUGGAGCAAUGGCGAUCUCUCCCGGUUGUCUCCGUCCCACCACCGCGGUGGCCCAAACUGACGCAGAACGGCACAAAAUACUCGUUUGCCGACGAACGGGAGAUGGUCAGGGACAAGCUUCGGGGUGCUCUUCGAAUCUGCGCCUACUAUCGCUAUGACACCGUCGUGAUUGGAGACUUUGGGUUGGGCAAUGGCUACCGGAACCCACCACAAGAGCUAGCGGAGCUCUGGCGGGAAGUGUUCCUCUACGACCCCGACCUCCGAGGCCGUAUCCGAUGCGUCAUGUUUGUCUUUGAAGAUCCCGCUCAAAGCACCAUGCAGCUCAUCCUCGACGAGAUUGCCAAGAAGGCCAAGGGGGGUUCAUCCAGCAAGUCGAAGAAGGGCGGCUCCAGUUCUUCCAACAGCAACUGCCCCACCGACUUUCAGAUAUUCAACCAAGUAUUCGACAGUGCCGAGAUCCAGAGAGUAAUCGCAAGGCCGGAUGCGAGAUAUGGGUUAGACAAUCUUCUUGUCUAA